This is a messenger RNA of Thamnophis sirtalis, 3255 nucleotides long. RefSeq names its product inhibitory synaptic factor family member 2B (gene INSYN2B). The record is from RefSeq and is a predicted model, not a curated record. Lineage: Eukaryota; Metazoa; Chordata; Lepidosauria; Squamata; Natricidae.
AUAUAUGUACAUUUCACCAUAAAAACUGAUCUUCAAUGACCAAAAAUAUCUUGUUUGGAUCUUAAUUAUUCAGACGUACUUAACCUAAUAUCUGCAUAAAUCAAAUCAAGGAACCUACAGUGCUUCAAAUCAUUUCUUCCAGUUAAUCCUGUUGGAUGCUUUGUUUUUAUGAGGGUUCAACUCACUGGCUUCUGUGCAGAUAUUUAAGAAUAAACUUAUUUGUAAAAGUGAGAAGAUGGGACAGAAAGGGGAAACAAACUUAAAAGAAAAAAAAUGGUUUACUAUUGAUGGAUCUAUUUUUCUCACAAAUCUAUGCAUCAGGGAGGGAAAUACCACAAACUGUUUUUAUGCUUGUUAUUUACACUCUAUGCAAAUGCAAAAUAGGAGGUAUCAGAUAUAUAUGUGUACUAUUUAAGUGAUAAGUAAUAUUCUAAAAGAGUAAUAAAAAAGAAGAAGCAGAGAAACAGAUAACUGAAACAUUCACAAUUAAGAUCAAAUCAAGCAAAAAAAAAUAUUCACCCAAUAACAAUACACCUGUUUUGAUUGGGUGGCUUCAGGCCCAGUGUUGUUCAAAUGACCAAAUGAAAUGGGUCGCAAAGAAACCUAUUAUCUGCACAUGUUGAAUUGCGACUCAAUGGCUCAGCAAGGCAUCAAAGUGAGGCCUGUCCUGCUGAAAAGGAACAGCCUGGAUUCGGUUGAUUUUAGGAGACAUCCACACCAUCGCAGAAGCAAAUCACAACAAGUCCGAUUUAAAGAGGAUGGAGCAGAUAAUCCAACAGUUGUAGAAUCAGAGCUGGAGGCAGGAGAUACCCAAGAUCCAUGUGUAUUGGAUACAAUACAAACCUCCCAAGCCCAUAACUUAGUAAACGAUUCCCUCUGUUUGCCGCCAUCUUGCAAAGGAUUACAAAAUAUUGCCAUACAGACUUCUCCAAGCCUCAGGAAGCAUUUUCCAGUGUUUAAAAAGAAAAGAAUUACAACAAGCAAGUCUCUAACUGAAAUGCCAAAAGAGUCUGAAUAUGCUUUUCAAGUCAAUGGCAAUCUUUCUCAACAGGACAUUAUCUCGUCUAGUCUCUCUUACUUGAGUAUCACUCAGCAUUUAAAUGAUGGGCCAAAAGCAACAGCAAAUACUUUUUUCCGAAGGGUACCUAAAGCACAAAGCAAUGGCCCUGUCCAUUUGGGUUCUGAUCAACUUGCAAUAUUAGAAACAGCCACUGUUUCUACCCAGGUCCCUGAAUAUGCACACCUGGGUUCUACACUAGACAAUUUUUCCAUUUAUCCAGACAUACAAGUGGACUUAAGGACCUCCACUGAUCCUUCUCCCACUAAGAGGGAAUCUGAGGAAAUCUGUUCUAUGCUAGUGGAAUCUGAAAACCUGACUUGUGUAAGUCAGAACUGUAAUGAUGCGCAAAUGGGUCAGAAUUUGUGUGAAGAGAAAUGCUACACUGAGCUGCCAUCUAAGAAUGACAUUAGCGCUAAGGAAAACUUUCUCCCACUGUCUCAGUUUCACCACAAUCCUUUACCCUGCUCUCUCCCAGAGCCUCAGCAGUCAGUACAACUGCAAGUAGACACUGGCUCUAAGAUACAGAUGAAUGACAACCAAACGACAUUAUUCACUAUCAACAGUGUGUCACCUCUUAUUCCCUCUUGUCAAUCUGUAACAGAAAACAUUUCCACUAAUACCGAAGUGCCACAGUACAAAAACUGCUUAGAAGACUUUCACAUAAAUGCCUAUCUUUCAGGGGCUGAAACAAAAUCGGAAAAGAAAGAGAUUAAAGAAAUUAAUCAAAUUCAUUUGGCACACACUGAACUCUGUGCCCUACAAGGCAGACUUCAGUCCGUGGAGGAAUCUUUGCUGUCAAACCAGGAGAAGAUUAAAGUCCUCUUGAAUGUAAUUCAAGACAUGGAAAAGGCCAGAGCCCUCAAUGAAGGACGGAACUUCUAUCGCACUGGCCAAGAUCUCAACAACUGCAGCACUUGCCAGAACACCGCAUGUAUCAUUUACAGUGUAGAAUAUGACUUCAGACAACAAGAAGAUAGAUUUCACCAAGUUUUGAAAGCAUUGGAUCAAGUGGAAGAGAGUCCUGUUUUGGUGACACUACAAAGACAGCCAUCUGAUCAUCCAGUCCCUGAGAAACAGGAAAUAAGAAGAAAGGCGAAGAAAAAGAAAUGCUUCUGGUGGAUUUGAAAACUUUAAAAGAUGGUAUCAAACUUAAGAUUUAGUCUAUAUCACUCUUGGCCCAUCGUGCAUAGACUUUACAUGUAUGAUCCUCAUCUUCUCACAUGCUCUGAUUUUCUUCAUUUAUUGAUUUGCGGUAAUUCUGCUUUGCCAUGAUUCCAAUUUUGGGAUACAAAAAUAAUGUCAGCUAGGAAGUAAGGGAAAUAUCAGAGCAUGCGGUCCAUUCAGGAAAAUAAAGAUUUAUUUAAAUGCAGUGUGAGCCAAGCAUUAUUGCGUGGUUGUGGCAGCGGUGGUAAUAGUGGUGGUAGAUAUAUUGGUCAGAAAUAUGCCUUUUCUAAAUCCAUAUUGAGCUUAAUCUAAAAAAGUUAAAACUCAUACAAUGUAAUGAGAAAACCACUCACUUGGUAUUCAGAUCUGUUCUGUUCUGAAACAGGACAAGCAGGCCAGUAAAAUGAAGCCUUACCUGUCCUUCUUUCCAUAACUUCCUUACCAAGCAAUUCUGUCAUCUGAACAUAACACGAGUAUGAUAGAAAUAGGAACUUGUUUAGCCAACUUGAUUCAGGAUUUUCUGGAGCUGACAGGUUUCUCUUUAUAGUUAUUUUUUAAUAGCUUUGUUCCCUGACAAAUUGCUUUAUAGCAAUUCUGUAUCGAUUGUACCAAAGUGCACCUAACAUAUUUUUCAUAAUGUAUUUGUUUUAAAUAAUCAAAGCUAGCAGUCAGCAAAAAUGUUGAGACAGCAAAUAUGUUAAAAUGUUAAGAAAUAACUUUUUUUUUAUUCCAGCUUAAAUACCGAAUUUUAUUAGAGAAAACGUAGCUUUGGGGUGAAAGCCCUAUAUAACUGUAGAAAUCCAUCAAAGUCAUAGCACUCCUCUUAAAACAAAAAGCAUUGAACUAUUAAUACUUAAACAUUUUGUUUAAAAAAAAAACGUACUCUAAAAUUAGUAUACAGGUAGUCCUCAACUUAUGACAACAAUUGUGCCCAAAAUUUAAGUUGUUCAGUGAGAAAUUAGUUUGGUGAGUUUUGCUCCAUUUUACAACUUUUCUUGCCACAUUGGUUAAGUGAAUCACUGCAAUUGUAA